GUAACGCCGCUCAAGCCCAAGCCAAAAAACGGCUGCUUUUCUGCCAUCGUUGGCCGACUUUUCCGUUUGGUCUGUUUGUUUUGUGCAAUUUUCCGGUAGUUUUUCGCAGAAUUUCCCCGAUUUUCCACCUCGAAAACCGUCGCGGAUGUUCGUGUAGCUUGUGUGUGAAAAAUUUCAAGUGAAUCGGUGAGAAGUGGCGAGAUGGAGUGGCAAUUCGUGAUACCGCGGGUGAACACCGAGCUGCUCAACUCGGACAAAAACAACUACUGUGUGGGACGGGUGCUCGAUUCGCGGGAGAUUCCGGAAGCGCUGAAGAAUGCCCGGGGGAGCAUGAACGAUCCGUUCGGGGUGUUUGACCACUUCGAUACGUUCUACUCGGUGAUCGAUAACGGGCAGCAGCUGUCCGGGACGAAUCUGUUGCGGGCGUAUGAUUUGCUUUUUAUUGCGGUGGACCGAUUGGGGAAAAAGCUGGCCGAAGUGCUGGGGAAGUCGGAUUUGCCGCGGGAAGAACGGCUGCCGGCGCUGAAUGCGGUCAAAAUGUUGACCUAUCUGAUGGGAGGGCUGGUGAAAGUGAUCGAUGCCCAUGUGAACGCGGCCAAGGAGGGUUCCGGUCUGUUGAAGAAAGGAGGCGCGAAGAAGAACAAGGACAAGGACGAAGAACUGGAAGCGCUCGACUGGGACAGCAAGAGGAACCGGUGCGUGGUGCAGUUGUACAAUUUGUUCCAGCUGCCGCUGGAGAAGCUCUGGGAUCCGCCGGUUUGCGAGGAGUCGUUCGUUGACGUGAUCUGCGAUGUCUGCUACCGGACGUUGGAGCAGUCGUUCGUGAAGAACCGGGCACUGGUGGACAGCGUGUUCCAGAUUCUGGGUACGGCCAUCAAACGGUACAAUCACGCCCUGUCGUUCCCUGUGCGAACGAUGCAGAUUCUCGAACGGUGCGAGGCUUCCAUCGCGCCGAUCGCUGCCGGAGUGAUGCUUCUGUAUGAGGAAUUCGGAAUCGCGACGAUCUACCCGGUGCUGAUAAAGGAACUCAUUGAACGGCUUGGGGCUGAUGCGGCGGAUGCCCAAGUCGCUCGCCACUUCAGCCAGUUUCUGCUAGAGUUGGGUACUCUGGCACCGAAGCUAAUCAUUCCGCAUCUCUCGACGCUGAGUGACGAACUGCUUGGUCUAGAAUCGUACGUUGUGAGGAAUUGUGUCCUGCAGAUAAUGGGGGAAGCCAUUGUGACGGAACUGACGUCGGAAGAACUGACAGACGAAUUGAAGGAGACCAGAGAUGAGUUCUUGCAGGAUCUGUGGAAUCACAUGAUGGACGUUUCGGCUCACGUGCGAUCCAAGGUGCUUCAGAUCUGGCACCACAUCGAGCGGAAUAAUGCGGUUCCGCUGAGCUGGCGGCACCAGAUUCUAGAGAGGGCUGUCGAGCGGCUCGAGGAUAAGGCACUGCUGGUGCGGAAGAAUGCCAUCGCUCUGAUCAAGGCGUUCCUGGAACAUAAUCCGUUCUCUGCUAAGCUCUCGCUAGCCGAGUUACGCACCCAGUACGAGGAAGCGGACAAGAAGCUCCAGGAGAUCCGCAACAAGAUGGUCGAGCAGGACACGGCCCUGAAGAAAACCGAGGAGGACUGGGAGGAUCUCACCGUGCAGAUGUUCCCGAUAUUCUCCGAAGAGCUCUCGCGACAGAACUCCUCGGAAGAAGGCACGCAGAUAACGGGAACCGAUGCGGACGUGGAAUCGCUGGUUAAGGACAUCGGGACCAUUAUUGAGGGUCAGCGGUACAAGGAACUGCUCGAGCUGGCGUGUAAGGUGGACUAUGCAAUUGGGAACACCGAGACCCGGAAGACGUUGAACGUGGAGCAGCAGUGCGUUUACUUCCUGACUGUUCUGAAAAGCUAUUUUAUUAACAACCGUCACGGGACGAAUCUGAACGACGAGUUCCAGAAAAUCGAAAACGAGGUGAACUUCCUGAAGGACUCGAUUCGUUUCUCGGAGAUCGUUUCGGACGCGGUGCCAAAGCUACAGGACAUGUUGAUGUCCAAGUCGCAGUCGGAUGUGUUCGAGGCCAUUGACUUCUUCACCUCGGCGUACCUUUUCGGAAUCAAGGGAACCGAGUGCGGAAUGCAGCAGAUGCUGUAUCUGGUUUGGUCAUCCGAUGCGGACAAGCGAAACAGCGUGGCGACCGCUUACAAGAGAGUGUUGCUGGAGGUGGAUCUGGAAGGGAGGGCCAAGAACGUGAAAGUCGUUCGCAAUCUGUGCCAGUUCAUGAUCAACCUGUCGAUGGGACAUUACACGGCGAUGGAAGUCCUGGUCAAAGAGUGGGUCGAAAGCGGUGACCUGGACGCCCAAAUGAUCCAAGUUAUGUUCGAAAUUUACACAAAGAAACUGGAGAACGUAACAGAUUCGGAAUCCCGUCAAGCACUCCAACUGCUCAUCAUGGUAUCUGCCGGGAAGCCUUCAGUUGUCUCGGCCAAUCAAGCGCUGCUGGAAACUAUCGGAUUCGAGCAGCGAGGAAGGAAAGAUCCUCGAAUCUUCACGGCCACCCUGAUGCUUCUGAUGAACUCCAUCCCCAAGCCGAAAGACGGCAUCAAGUACUACAAACGGUACGAGGCCAGUUCCCCCAUCGUGGAGAAGGUGAGCGACGUCUUCGUCAAGCUGUUCUUCAACAGCAAGGUCUCCAAUUUCGACACCAUCGGGAACAAGACAUUCGAUUUCAUCUACAAGAUGAUCAACACCCCGGACGUGGUCAGCCAGAACAUUCUGGUGACGAUCUACGAGAAGCUGCACAAUCUUGCUUUCAAGUUUGCCGACCAGGACGAGAGCUUGCGCCUCUCGCAGGACUCCCAAUCGCAAAUCCCCGGCGCCACCCAGGAGGAAAACGUUCGCGCCUCACAGGCCUCUCAGGGUACCUUCCGUAAGAACUCCAUCACGCUACCCACGUUCCUAAUCGCCCGGUUCAUCCUCAUCAUCGGUUACGUCGCCAUGAGGCAGAUGAUCCACCUGGACAUCGACGUCUACAGCAAUCUCAAAUACCGCCAGGACCUUAAAGAAGAGAUCAAGAACCGCAAGAAGAAGAACGCCGCCGUCAGCAAGAACACCCCCAAGCGCAAAACCAUGAGUAUGAACGAGUCGGCCAGUAACGCCCUGAAGAGACUUUCCGGCGCCAACAGCAAGGAACAAGAACAAGCCGAGGAGGAGGAACUGCUGAGUGGUGCCACCGCCGAGGACACCGUUGCCGAAGAAAUCACCUACAUCUGCGAAACGGAGAUGCUCUACAACAAGGAAUCCAUGCUGGCCCGCUUCAUCCCCACGAUUAUCGAAAUCUGCAAACACCCGAACCGGCACAAAGACGACUUCCUCCAGAAAGCCUCCACCCUAACCCUGAUCCGCCUGAUGUCCGUUUCGUCCACCUUCUGCGAAAACAACAUGCCCUUCCUGAUGAACAUCCUGCAGCACACGAAGAACAACCAAAUCAAGUGCAACAUCGUGAUCGGUCUGUCGGAUCUGACCUUCCGCUUUCCUAACGUGAUCGAACCCUGGACCAGCCACAUGUAUGCCACUCUGCACGAGAAGAAUAUCGAACUACGUCUGACCGCCGUCAAGAUGCUCUCGAAUCUCAUCCUGCACGAGAUGAUCCGCGUCAAGGGGCAAAUCUCCGACCUGGCCAUGUGCAUCGUCGACCCGGUCAAGGACAUCCGCACCAUUACCGAGCAGUUCUUCAAGGAGAUUGCCAACAAGUCCAACAUUCUGUACAACGUCCUACCGGACAUAAUCUCCCGCCUCAGUGACCCCGCCCUCGAGCUGGAAGAGUCCAAGUACCAAAUCAUCAUGCAGCACAUCAUCGGUCUCAUCAACAAGGACAAGCAGAUCGAAUCGUUGGUGGAAAAACUGUGCCUCCGGUUCCGGGUGACCAGCGAACAGCGCCAGUGGCGGGACAUUGCCUUCUGCCUGUCGCUUCUUUCGUACAACGAGAAGACCAUCAAGAAGCUGUCGGAGAACAUUGGCUGCUUCAAGGACAAGGUGCAGUACGACGAGAUCCAUGCCUCGUUCAAGACCAUCAUCAGCAACACCAGCAAGCUGGCCAAACCGGAGCUGAAGGCUGCCAUCGUGGAAUUCGAAAGCCGACUGGAGGAAUGCCUAGCCAUCCGGGAGGACGGUGCAAUCGGAAUGGGUGGCGCCGACAACGCCAGCGAAGAGUCCGGAUCACCCAAGGCCGGCACCCAGGUGGCCGGUAGCAGUCGGGGUGGUAACCGUGGCAAAGCCGGCAGCAAGACCGUCCCCAAAUCGGCGGUCAAAGGAAAAGCUCCCGCUGGUGGAUCCAGGGCCGGAGCUCGCCGGGGUGGUCGCCAGAAACCGUCCUCGUCAGAGAGCGAUUCCGACAGCGAGGAAGAGAACAUGCCACCGGCGGCCAGUGCGCGGGCAGCGGCACGAGCACGGCAGAACAAGAACAAAAAGAUCACCAAGAUCAUAGAGAGCGAUAGUUCAGACACCGAGUCCACCAUGCCUAGACGUAAAACAAAACGCAUUCAAGCGCUCAAUUAGGAUCGCACCAUUUCCUCCGUGCACACAUCCACCACAAGCCCCAUGCUUUCUUCAUCCUGUAACUGAGCACCCCAAUCUUCAGAAUGAUGUGAUGGCACUUUUAUGUUGUUUGUUCGUUGGAAAACCGGCAUUUUAGUUUUGGGGAUUUUUAUUUUUUAGUUUAGCUUUUAGUUCUAGUUACAAUCAUUAGACUAGACUCCGGGCAGAGAUGUCCACAUAGCUUAAGCUUAUCGAUGCAAUACUAUGCUGCACAAAGUUUUAUCCGCUCUCGAAUAAAACCGUACAAAGUUCACUUAAUUUUAAAUUUAUACUUUUAGACGAUGACGAGGAAGAGGUCGCACCGCAGCCUCCGAAAAAGGGGAGAGGGAGACGUUAGUUCAUUUGGUUUCGUCCGUAUUCGCUCGUUCCAGUGUGUUUACGAAUAUACUUAUCAACUUAGUGACCUAAGCUCAAAACCGAUACCGACUAAGAAAGUAUGCAUUUAUUAAGUUAUCGAAUAUGAAUUAAGUUAUACCAAUCAGAAUCGAUAGUGAAGUUUACAGUUUUCGAUGCAUACAUGUUGUGCCUGGUUAGUUUGUAAGCCCAACUUUUCGUGACAUUCUGUUACAUCGGACCAAUAUACAAAAUUUUCUCUGACAAA
Messenger RNA from Aedes aegypti (yellow fever mosquito), 5167 nucleotides. RefSeq names its product condensin complex subunit 1 (gene Cap-D2). Gene Ontology annotation, molecular function: histone binding. Bases 202 to 4527 code for a protein of 1441 amino acids. The transcript has 5 exons. Gene Ontology annotation, biological process: meiotic chromosome condensation; mitotic chromosome condensation; mitotic cell cycle. Gene Ontology annotation, cellular component: condensed chromosome, centromeric region; nucleus. The record is from RefSeq and is a predicted model, not a curated record. NCBI's taxonomy places the organism in Eukaryota, Metazoa, Arthropoda, Insecta, Diptera, Culicidae.